AUGGCUUUCACCCUAUCCUUCUCAUCAUCAUUAUUCUGCCUUUUGGGCAUCCUCCUCCUCCACGGGGCAGCGGUGACAGGCGGGUGUUUUAGCAUGGAGAGGGAGGCGCUGCUGGACUUCAAAGCUGGUGUCGGAGACACCCGCAACCGGCUAUCUUCUUGGACAGGCCACCACUGUUGCACAUGGAAGGGCGUGGCCUGCGACACCACCACUGGCCACGUCGUCAUGCUCGACCUCCGGAACACAAAUAUUACAGAUGAUCGGGCAUUACGCGGUGAGAGGAUGAACUCGUCACUGCUUGCUUUAUCUCAUCUGAAGCACUUGGAUCUUAGCUUCAAUGAUUUCAGAGGAAUCCGCAUGCCGGAAUUCAUCGGCUCCUUCAAGAAACUGAGAUACCUCAAUCUAUCUUCUACACGAUUCAUGGGAGGAAUACCUGCUCGGCUGGGGAACCUUUCGAGCCUCUACGUUCUUGAUCUAAGUGCUGCUUUAGAUUUUGCAUCCCAUGUUGACGACCUCGACUGGCUCUCCCAUCUUACCUCCCUGAAGCACCUGGACUUUAGCUGCCGUGGCCUCGGGGGCCGUCGCGGCUUGGUUCGGAUCCGGAUGACGGGGAUCUUCCUAGGGAUGCUCCUCGGGGUCUCCCGGCGGCCGAGCUCGGUGGUUCGGGUCGGUGGGUCGGGUCGGUAG
Molecule: messenger RNA, 687 nt
Organism: Musa acuminata AAA Group (dessert banana)
Lineage: Eukaryota; Viridiplantae; Streptophyta; Magnoliopsida; Zingiberales; Musaceae
Product: receptor-like protein EIX2
Exons: 2
Coding region: 1-687 (228 amino acids)
Molecular function (GO): protein binding
Source: RefSeq, a predicted model, not a curated record